Messenger RNA from Hypanus sabinus (Atlantic stingray), 9817 nucleotides. Its product is annotated as pantothenate kinase 3. Gene Ontology annotation, biological process: coenzyme A biosynthetic process. Gene Ontology annotation, cellular component: nucleus; cytosol. Gene Ontology annotation, molecular function: pantothenate kinase activity; ATP binding. NCBI's taxonomy places the organism in Eukaryota, Metazoa, Chordata, Chondrichthyes, Myliobatiformes, Dasyatidae. The transcript has 7 exons. The record is from RefSeq and is a predicted model, not a curated record. The coding region runs from base 454 to 1566 and encodes 370 amino acids.
GUUGUAGUCCGACGGCUGUGAAGCGAGGGGAGGCGGUGCGUGACGUCGGCGGAAUGUAGCGGCGUUCUCGCCGAGCUGGCCGGUGACAGAGUGCCAGCCGCACCCCGGAGGGCGGAGGGACGAGGGACGGCGCCCGUUCGGCAGCUCGACAGGGGCUGCGGGGGGGAGGGAGGGAGAGAGGCCGUGACGAAGCGGGGACUGCACCCGGCGCUCCGGCUGGCUGCAGUGCGAGGAAAGGAAGGCUGGAUUGGUGCUGGUACCGGGCGAGGGCUGCGACCUGCUCCGUCCGAUAGCACUGCACCAAUCCGCGCCAGUUUACCGUCGGUCGAUCGUGACAGCCCCUUUUCCUUUCCUCCCUCCCCCUUGGGUAAUCCGUUCAGCCCCGUCUAUCAAUAGCACUGAGGCGAGUCAAACUGGGCUUCACGGUGCCGCUGGUAAAUCAUCUGUAACAACAUGAAGAUCAAAGACGCCAAGAAACCCUCGUUCCCCUGGUUUGGGAUGGAUAUUGGUGGGACUCUGGUGAAGCUGGUUUAUUUUGAGCCAAUUGAUAUCACAGCUGAGGAAGAAGAAGAGGAGGUGGAGAGCCUAAAAAGUAUUCGCAAGUAUUUGGUGUCAAAUGUUGCCUAUGGGUCCACAGGCAUCCGAGAUGUGCACCUUGAGCUCAAAGACUUGACGCUUUGUGGCCGCAAAGGAAACCUGCACUUUAUUCGAUUUCCAACGCAUGACCUACCUACCUUCAUUCAGAUGGGGAGAGACAAGAACUUUUCAACACUACACACAGUGCUUUGUGCAACUGGAGGUGGUGCUUAUAAAUUUGAAGAAGAAUUUCGUACGAUUGGUAAUCUGCAGUUACACAAACUGGAUGAACUGGAUUGCCUGGUUAAUGGCCUUUUGCACAUUGACUCUCUCAGCUUUAAUGGCCAGGCAGAAUGUUACUACUUUGAGAAUGCCUCUGAUCCUGAGAAAUGCCAGAAGAUGCCUUUCAACCUUGAUGACCCCUACCCAUUGCUCGUGGUGAACAUUGGUUCAGGAGUCAGCAUAUUAGCUGUUUACUCAAAGGACCAUUAUAAAAGAGUAACUGGAACCAGUUUAGGAGGUGGAACCUUCCUGGGCCUCUGCUGUUUGCUUACAGGUUGUGAGACUUUCGAUGAAGCUCUUGAAAUGGCCUCUAAAGGUGACAGCACAAUGGCCGACAAACUAGUCCGGGAUAUCUAUGGAGGGGACUACGAGCGAUUUGGUUUGCCAGGUUGGGCAGUAGCUUCCAGCUUUGGCAACAUGAUUUGCAGAGAGAAACGUGAUUUAGUUAGCAAAGAAGACCUAGCAAGAGCUACCUUGGUCACCAUCACAAACAACAUUGGAUCCAUUGCACGAAUGUGUGCACUGAAUGAGAAAAUAAACAGAGUUGUUUUUGUUGGGAACUUCCUGCGAGUUAAUACACUGUCAAUGAAGCUUCUGGCCUAUGCAUUGGACUACUGGUCAAGGGGACAACUGAAGGCAUUAUUUCUAGAGCAUGAGGGUUACUUUGGAGCAGUAGGUGCCCUGCUUGGACUUCUCAAUUCUACUUGAGGUAUUCUACAUCCUGCUGAUAACAGAAGAAAGGUGCACAACUGGGAAACAAAUACAUUCUUCCAGGGGUGAAAACCUGGUGAAAAUAUUUGACGAAAUUGAGCCACACUACAGGCUGGUUUAUUAACUAUUCUUUGUACUUGAAUUGUGAAAAAUCAUAGUGUUUUAAUUGGGGCCACUAUAUUGGGCAUUUAAAUGCGGUUUAGUUUAUUAAAACAAUGUUGCUAAAUACUUUGUAUUGCCACAUCAGCAUAAUUUAUUUGGGUUUGUCGAUCUAAUCUUGGUUUACUCUUUAACCUAUUCAGAUAGUCUCCAAAGUACUGAUAAACCUAUGCAAAUCAAGGCCUUAUUUAGAAUGAUCUUAUCUCAGAUUGCUUAUAGAAAGAUAAGUACUGAUUUGCACAGGUAUUAUGAAGAAAUUGUCUGUAACAAGAUCUUUGAUUGGGUAUCUGCCCAAUGGGUAACAUUAGGAAGUUGCAAGAGCAUUCACUUUGCAAUACAGUGUUUAAGCGGGCUUUCUUUUAGUAAUAACUCUAGUGAAAAUAAGUGCAAAAUUUCUUAAUGUUGCCGGAUUCAAUGUCAGCAACUAAAAUGUGACCCCUGGGAGGCCCACCUGAUAUCUCUGUAUGUAUUUGCUGAAAGUGGCUUUUAUUUAUUUUAUAAAGUAGUUGUUAAUUUUAUUUGGAAAAUGUGCAUUUUAUAAGGGAGGGAUGGAAUCCUACCUUUGUGAAAUUACUAGAAAUCUUUUGAUCUCUAAAAUGCCUUAAGCCUGUAUCAGCUAAAGCUGCACAAUGUAACAUCCUUACAGAAAAUGAGGAAACCUAAACUUGUGUACCGUUUUUUUUAACCACAGUUAAAGUUAUACUUUUUGUUGAAGAUCCUGAACAUAAUUUCAUUGCUGGAUAUGGUAUAUCUGACGGUGUGUGGUUCUAUAAACCAUCAGAAUCUGAACAAAUUUUACGCUUGUUGUCUAAACUGGGUUAUCAAAUCAUUCUUUAAGUUCUUUGAUGUUAGUUGUUUUAUUAUAUGUGAAUUUUGUAGGGGAUGUUAAUUUUUUCACAGAAAGGUGCAAUAGUCCUGGACUAGUGCCUUCCACAUUGAUAUAUGAUGAUUUCUGACUGAGUGACUGUGACAUGCAAUAAUUGCUGGAGAUAUUGGUAAUCACUUGACAAUUAUGAAAGGAUGUGAGCAGUAUUAAAUGUACUCUGACCUUGUGUAUUCUGCUAAUUGGCUGCAACUGUCAGUCCCUCACGUGUAUAAUGACUACGUGCCAAUUGUUCAUCUAAUAUUCACUUUCCACUUGGAUAGAGAAUAUUGUUGUUUUAUUCUCAGAAAAAUAGACCACCAGUUUAGAAAAAAAUGGCCACAAUCUUACCUGUGGAUAGGUAUGUAUAUCACAACUUUAUUUUCAAAAUUCCUUGUACCUUCUGUAAUUUUCUGAACUGUAAUCUCAUUAAACUCUACUGAAAGAGGGAAUCCAAUUAGUAGUUAAUAGGAUUGGACCACUGUGAGAAGGCUCCAAAAUUUGGUGUCCAUGUACAGGAGUGCUUACAAAUGAAAAUUAAUGACAAUACAUAACUAAAAAUAUAAGCAGGUAGUGAAUUGAGGCCUGGACCAAUAGAGGCAACUCUAAAUGCAAAACAUUGGUGUUCACUUCUUGCAUAGGAUAUUACCUUAAGUAUUUCGGAUGGUUGAAUUUUUGAUGAUCGUUCAUUUUUGUCAGCAGCAUUUACACUGUCAAACAUUUGCUGUAGUCCUACGACGGUUGUUUCACCGUGUCAGAGAGCAGUUAAUUAACAUAGUCCUGCUCAGCUACGAAUAGCAGAGUUCAUUCUACAAAGCACAUUUAGAUUUUUAUAACAAUCUGCAUUCUCACUUGUUUGUACAUUUCUACUUUUUCUUUAAACCAACUCUAAUUCUGAUCAAUCCUAGCAUGACUUUAAUUUCUAUUAUUUGGAUUAUGAAUUUUGAUGUCUGAAUAGAGUGAUAAAAAUUUCAGUAAUUGAUGUUCACAGUUUUUUUCCCUGCAUUCCAGUUAUUAGCAUUUUGGUCAGAACUGCUUGCUACAUUUUUUUUAAUUGCAUAUUGCCACAAAAAGUAAACAUGAGGCUUGUUUAAUUAUUUUGUUUUCAGGCCUUUAUAUUUUAGAUUGAUUUUACCAUUAGCUUCAAAGAGACAGAAAAUUGUACCAUUUAUGUCCCAAUGGUUCUUGCAGAUAUUGUUCCUCUAACUUGCUGGGAUUCAAUUGGCUUGAAGUUUUAAGCUCUUAAUUUGGAAAAAAAUAGUUUCCCUGCUUGUCUUGCUUAUACUAAAACAUCCGGAAAGUAUUUCUCCCAUUUGAGAUAGAGAAGUACCAGAAGUCUUGGCAUAAACGUCAGGCUUAUGAAAAGGAAAGAAUACUGCAGUUGAGUCAACACUUUCAUGACUUUAUACAAUCUGUACUCAUCCAUGGAGAGAAUGCACUUUCUGGCUACCCCACUUAUUUGUAAUUACAACUACAGUUAAUUGCAUUUUACAUUGUAAAUAUUGCAGUAUUUCAUAACAGUAUGCUCAGAUAUGAGGAGGACUCUUCAAGCUAAUGACCAAACGGUUGUUCACAAGAAGGUUUCAGGCAGAAUAUUGGGGCAUGGACACUAGUUAGGCACAGCUUCCAGUGGUGGGGACAAAGUCAAUGAGGAUGAGAGAAGUAUAGAGUUCUUGAAGAAGUGCAUUCUUGGAGGAUGUAACAGAAAUAGGCAGAGGUAAUUCUUAACAGAGGGUUAGAAUUUAAAACUGAGGAGCUAGUAGUAUGCCAACCAAUGUUAAUCAGUGAGACUGGUAAAUUAUAAUAUCUUUUGAAACUGUCAAUGACUAUCCAUUGACCUUUUUCAGCUUCUAUCUCCCUCCACUACUGUUGCAUUCCACCUACUCAGAACUGUUAAAAUACAGGCUACAAAAAUGCAUAACAACUACGAAUACUGAAAAAGAUUAACCUAACCAGCUAAAUAUUGUCAUAUUAACUGGUAAUAUCAAGACUGAGAGUUUCAGCAGCAGGUAGACUGAGGUAGAACAUAUGACGUCUGCUUGCAAGAUUGAGUUGGGUGGGUAUUGCAAUGGAAAGCAUUUGGCCUUUGAAGCUGGGUUCUGAGCCUCCCUAGCCUGAAGUACUAGGGACAAGGCUAGAAAUAGUAGUUAAGGAAAUGAUGGUGGCUGCAGUCUUCCUAACAUUCAAUUGGAAUGAAUAAAUGCAAUGACGUUAAGGUGGUUGGUCAACAUUCUUUAAUUUGAUUAAAUUGCCUUUUUUGAUCUAACUACAUUAUUUCCUUGGCACACAAUUUUAAAAACUGAAUCAGUAGUAAUUUAAGUUGUUAUACUUCCUUCUUUAAAUAUUUCCUCAGGCACCGAAAUCAGCUAUACAGGUGCAUUGGAAUUCUUUGAUCUGUUCUGCAAUUAAUGUAACUGUUCAAAUCAUUAAGUUUAAUAAUUUAUUUGCAUUUAAAAUUUUAUUUUUUGUAGAAAUUUAUGGGCAGAGCAGUUUUUGAAAAAUAUAUAGUUACUAAAAUAAGUGGUUUGGGGAAAAGAUGAGAAUUCAAGUUUCACAUCUACCCUAAAUCAAAAAGUGAAUUCCAUUUUGUACCAAUUGUUUUUUUCUGGAUUUUAAAAUGUUCUUUCUCCUAAUUGCCUUAAUUUCAAUAGCAAAGCAUAAGAGUUUCUUUUGAAGACUGAUUUAUUAGUUAUUUUUCAUCAUUUAAGUCUUGGUACUGUUAGGAAUUGCAUAACGUCUCUCUGGUAUCUAGUAUGCAGAAGCAGGGGAGGGACAUAUCUGAGUCUCACUGAUAAUUUCACAGAAAUUUCUCUUCUAAACUUGUCAUGCUGUAUAAUCUAUUUCCUACAAUUUAAAUAGACCAUAGCCAUUGUAAAUUCCCCUGCCUACAUUCAUUUGAAGCAAAAGGAAGUGAAUCUGAAUCAGGCAGCCAAUUAGAAUGUUCUUUCAGAAAUUUGCUAGAGUCUUUGGUGACAUACCAAUUCUACUCAAACUCCUAAGCAAAUGCAGCCACUGUCACUUCCUUUGUAAUUGCAUCAAUAUGUUAGGUCCAGGAUUGAUCCUCAGAGAUAUUGACACCCAGGAACUUGAAACUGCUCAUCCAUUCCAUUUCUGAUCCCUGGGUGAAGAUUGGUGUGUGUCCUCUCGGCUUCCCAUUUCAAAGUCCACAGUCAAUUCUUUGGUCUUUCUGACAUUAAGUGCAAGGCUGUUGCUGUGACACCAUUCCUUACUCUGUUCCAUGUACAUCACCACACUACUACUACUAUUAUGUCAACUCAAGCCUAGGGGGCUGGCAGAAGUUUUGUCAGAAAUUUUGUCAGAAGUUUCUAUUUUGGAUCUAAACUUAAUCCUGCUAGCUGUCAUCUUACUAGGCAUCAUUUGCUUAGGCAGUGGCCUGAAUUUUAUUGAGAGGCAGUAUCCUCAGAGUAUUUAAUUUGUCUACAAACUGGUAGCUUAAAUAGUAAACAAUUCCAGUAGAAUAUUGGGAACAAAGAAAUUGUGAAGUCACCUUAAUUAUUUCAUAAUGCAUAAAAAUGUUAUCUGGUUUUUGCAUAAAUAAACAAUAAAUCAAUUUUUAGUGAUGCUGUGUACUUUAACAUAAUGCAUCAAGGUUCUGUUUUCAGAGUGCCUUGUUGAAUUUUAGUAUAACUAGACAGCAUGCAUCUUGGAGCUUGACAAUUACAUUUAUUUAAGGAGCAGUCACUGAAGAUGUAUGUACAAGGUCCAAUUAUGUCUGGAUCCUCAAAAUAUAAUUAAUUUAGGCAAAACUCUACCCUGUUAUUUAAAUAUGUAGCUGACAUGCUAAAUAUUUUAUUGUGCUAUGAUAGGAUCUGUUUCAUUUGCAGAACUCGAGGCAGUGAGGCUUAACUGAGCAUUAUUUUUCCUGUAAACCAUUGGUUCAAUCUUUAAAUACAAAGUUGUCAUACAGUUUCGAAAGAAAUUUAUGAUAAGCCAUUUUGUACAGAUGCUGUUCUCAUUGAUAGUGAUAGCACAUCUAAAUAGUAGUAACUUUAUUAUAGAACACAAAAACAGAUGAUGUAGUUCAAAGUGCUUUACAUUGGGAUAAAGUGCAAACAUUAAAAUAAAAAUAAACAUGAAAAUAGAAGACAAAGAUGUUGGUUAAGAGCAAGGUUAAAUAAAUAGAUUUUGACCUGGCGUGUAAAAGUGUAAACUGAGUUUGUAUCCCUUGUAGUUUUAGAUAUUGAAUUCCAUAGUUUAGAGCCGCAGUUCAAAACAACUGACCUGCCAGUUAACUUUUGAGGGAGAUUGUUUAAAUUUAAGAGCCUGGCAGCAAAAGACCUGAGAGCUCGCGUAGGAUUAUAAAAUGAAAAUGACUCUGAUGUAAAAAGUACAUUUUUUAUAGCAAGUUUUGUACUGGGAGCAAUGAUUUUACACCCCAUUUCAAAUACUGACAAGUCUUCUACAAGUUAUAACUAAUAUCCUAAUAUCCCCAUCUAUUGCCUGCAACAAAGUUACUCUUGCAAUACUUCCCCCCCUGUCCCCCCAAUCUCUGUUCUCAUUGAAGUUGAUAUGUUUGGUAAAGGUGAUGCAUGGCUUGUAUAGAAAAUUUGUAUCUGGAAAAUUUGGCUGAUAUUACUUCUGAUGUCAUUUGGGUAUGUCACACAGUUUAAAGUGGUUUUUGGAGAACAUGGGAUGGAUUUAAAAGUUAUAGUAGGGAAGAGCUGUUAUCAACCUCUUGAAAAGUCACACAGGGCUGAUUUCCUAAUUUUCUGAAGUGCCCAAAACAAAAACACGGCCAAGGUGGAGAGAGGCAGGAGAUGAGAAGAAAUUGUUGCUUUUAUCGGAACAAGUUAAGUUCUAACCUAAUGUCUCAGAAGUGGAUCUUAAUAUGAGAAUGGGGAGUCUGAAAAAGGGACCCGCAUGAUCUGAUCAUUGGUUUAAAUUGUAUAGUUUGGGUUAGUUUUCCGAAUUAUGUUUUUCUCCCCAAAAAUUUUGAAUUGCAUUAAAAUUCGAUGUGUGUUAGGUGAUGUAAAGUGGUUAUUAUUAUUCCAAGAUAAUGAAGGAAACUAGUUGAUCCAGACAAUUUGUAGGCAUUAAAAUCUGAAGGACCUAAUCUUGAACUUUAAAGGGCCUGAAAUGAUGUAAAUAAUACAGAUAUUUCCUGAUUUACUUGACAACUCUGUGAUAUAGAUAUCCACCUUUACCUCUACUCCAUUACAUUCAAAGCUAUGAUUUAAAUUGCUAUUGGUUAAAAAUGACACAGCAUCUGUUCUUCCUCAGCAAUAUUUUAAUUGUUUUUUUUAAUCAAGAAAGCAUAGUAUCUUAAGUUUUGAUUUUUUUAAUUUAUAGGUAUUCAUGAGUAUAUUUCAAUCCUAUUAAUCUUCUGUUCAAUGAUACACUUGGGUAAGCUGUCAUUUAACUAGUAUCAAACUGUAUAUCAAUUGGUAUAGUCUUAGUUAAAACGGUCUUACAAUAGACUCGUUACCAUUUGGUUAAAGUAGAAAGAUAGUGCUUGUGUGCAAAAUUUAAGGAAAUGCAUAGUUUUGAGACAGUUGUUCAGAUCUGAAGGGUGUAAAAUAACGUGGCUGAUUUGGAAUAAAAUCCAAUCUGUUCUAAAUGCUGUAACCAGUUGAAUUGCAGAUAUUGAACCUUCCGUGCUGUUGAAUCUUUGAUAAUAGUUAAAGAGAAUCAAGAGGCAAUAUCCUUAAGAUAUUCCUUUCUGUCUCCACCCCCUUGUAAAAUGAGUCAAAACGAAUGGUACAUAUAAUCAGUCACAUGUUCAAUUAAUAUUAACCAGGUUUAUCUAAAACAUUGUUUAUUAUUCAUGCCUUGUAAAGAUCAAUGUUUCAGGAUAUAGUUAAAUAUUUAAAGAAUUUCCCAUGUUGCUCAAGCACCAUAGAUUUAAGACUUGCUAAAAACACCUUGAAUUGAUGAGCACUUGAGUAAUUUUCUGUAUGCAGAGUUAAAUCUGUAAGCAUUGGGCUUGAUGAUUGUUUUAUGAUAUCAUUCAAAGUCCAAAUCCAAACAGGAAACAUGACAGAUAAAUCCGAGGUUUUGAGUGCUAGGAUUUGCCUUUUUGAACAAAGUAUUGCCUUCAUCUGAAAGUUAAAUCUGAUCAAUUAAUUAGAAGUUAUCAAAGUUAAAACAGGCUUUUGGUUUCAGGAUUUUAUUCUUACCUUUAAAAUCAUAACUCUGGAUUAACCCAGUUCAAUAUUUUGACAUCUCAGCUAUGUCUUGGAAAUCAAGUUGAUAACAAAGUAAUAAAUAUUUUUAAAAAAUCUCAUAGUUUAUUGCAUGCAUUUGAGAAGUUGCUGUCUUGGUGUGAAAUGAGAACUGAGGCCUGGACGAAACCAAUAAUAUACCAACUUCAGUAUGUUAUGAGUUGCCAAUUUCACUCAUUCCUUGGCAACCCCUUAUUGUUGCCGUGGAACAUUUUCUAUAGAGUAUUUUUGUGGGUUCCCUGAAGUCCAGCCUGACUGAGGGCAAACUUGAAUAAUUACACGAAGGUGUCAAGUUUUCCCCAGAAUUAAAUUGUGUGGCCCCCUUAACAGCUUACCGAGUUUCUUUUGGAAAGACUUCAGCUCAGGAAAAUAACACUCUUUGUAGCAAGUUUCAGGUACUGUGCAACAUCAGCUUAUUGGUAAACUAAAGCAAUUGUUGAGAUGGGCGGUCACAAGCCACGUGAAAUUAUCAAUCCGAAGCAUGAAUAAAUUGGCCACUAUGCUAUGAGGAAAAUGAAGAUGUAAUAAACAAAUAUUCUACUAUGUCUUAGAAAAAGCUUGCAUUUGGAAUUCUCUGUAAUGCUUAAAUUUCACUGCAAUUCACUAACUUGAAACGAGUGUACUGCGUAAAGGUGCUGUUUAAAUGACCUGGUAUAACACUGAACAUUUGUACAAAAAUUGAUCAAAUGAGUUGUAGAUUAUUGUUUUAACAUUUAUUUAGAUACAAUUGUAAAUAAAUUUUAAGAUGUUUUUGCCCGACUGAAGUUAGUAUAUGUGUUCUAUGAUUCAUUGCCUUGCUGCACAAGCCUGUUCGUUUUGUGUAUAUAUUUUAUAUUAUCGUGAGGUGUCUUGCUUUUAAAAGCUAUUUUAUAUUUUCAUUCACAAAACUUCUUCAAAAGGCCAAAACUUGUAAUGUACCAUUCCCAUUUAGCUACAGUUUGUUGUGUUACCUGUUGCCUUAUUUGUGUUACCUGUUCCCACUUACAAGGUACAUUGUAUUUCUGAUGUGCUUAAUAAAAUGGAAUUCAUCCUCUGUUUUAAUCUA